Syzygium oleosum is the source of this 678-nucleotide messenger RNA. Its product is annotated as MLP-like protein 423. Gene Ontology annotation, biological process: abscisic acid-activated signaling pathway; defense response. The coding region runs from base 61 to 519 and encodes 152 amino acids. The record is from RefSeq and is a predicted model, not a curated record. The transcript has 2 exons. Gene Ontology annotation, molecular function: signaling receptor activity; protein phosphatase inhibitor activity; abscisic acid binding. Lineage: Eukaryota; Viridiplantae; Streptophyta; Magnoliopsida; Myrtales; Myrtaceae.
UCUAAAAGAGUGACUUCGUGUACUCCCAUAUACAUUCCUCUCUCGUAAGAACGUUAAGAAAUGGGUGGCCCUUUAACUCUCGAAGCAGAGGUUGAGGUUAAGUCUCCUGCAGACAAAUUCUGGGUGAGCCUGAGAGACUCAACCAAUCUGUUCCCUAAGGUCUUCCCCCAACAGUACAAGAGUAUUGAAGUUCUUGAAGGAGAUGGGAAAGCUGCUGGCUCAGUUCGCCUCAUCACAUAUGCUGAAGGUUCUCCACUUGUUAAAGUAUCAAAGGAGAAGAUUGAUAGUGUGGAUGAAGCAGACAAGUUCGUGACCUACAGCAUUAUAGAUGGUGAUCUCCUGAAGUUCUACAAAAAUUUCAACGGCUGCAUCAAGGUAAUUCCUAAGGGAGAUGGAAGCUUGGUGAAAUGGUCAUGUGGAUUUGAGAAGGUGAGCGAAGAAAUUCCUGAUCCCCACGUAAUCAAGGACUUCGCAAUCCAGAAUUUCAAAGAGCUCGAUGAGUUCAUCCUCAAGGCAUAGAUGCUGCCGAUCGCCUACUUGGAUUUGCACUAAAAGUCAAGUAAAUAAUGUGGAGCUGGACUCUGCACUUUUAUAUGCAUCUAGUAUGAGAUCCCUCGGCUGUCUCUGUUUGUAUUUACUUGGAGUUGGUGGGUUUUCUAUUAAGCUCUCUUUACUGCC